AUAUUACCAUAAUAUAUAAUAUUAUAAUUGCUAUGGCAACAAACACAAUAUUAUAUUAUCUAACAAACAGUUGUAUCCAGCGAACGUUGUGCGAUUGCCUAAAAAGCCCUAAGCUUAUACAGUACCAAUAAUUGUGAUAGCACAAAAAGUAUUGGCCAAAAUAAACCAACGCGGUUUCAAAAAUUUGCAAACGCAAAACAGCUAUUAUAAGUAGUCGUUUCGAAGAAAUAUGCCGUAUACUCACACUGUCGUGGGCAAAAAACCGGAUAACUAUAAGAUUCCCAAUCGCGAUAUGGAACGACGGCGAAUGCAACGAUCUAGAAUAAGAACCGGAGACGAUUUCGAAUGUUUAAUACAGCAGAAACAAUUGUUGGAAACGGCAGAUAAGAAAAGCGUUUACAAUCGGAUCAGAAAGUUGGUCGAAUGCGAAAUGAAAGCCAACGAACAUUUAUUUACCGAACAACCGAAGUCGAAAUCCGAACCGAUUGUAGAAGUAGUACAACAGCAGCCGGAUAAUCCAGUUGAAGAUGUCAAGGCAAAGGCCGACAUCUUGAAAAAACAACAGGAAGAGGAAGAACAACAAAUCGUGGAAGAAAAACGAUUACAAAUGUUUAUUGAAAAUUCCGAUGAGUUGAGGUCGGCAGCGACGGCCAAACGGAAGAAAGAGAUUUCGAAUGACAAUUACACGAUUAUUUUAGAAAAACAAAGGCUCGCUAAAGAACAAAAGACCAAGAAAAAAGAAAUGGACAACGCAAAUCAUUUGGAAACAAUUCGACAACAAGCUGCCGAUAAAGAAGCGAAAAGGCAAAAAGAGUUGGAAAAGAAAUUAAAAUUAAAAAACGAAUUGACAGAUCAAAUGAAACAGAAAGAAAUCACCCGAAAACAGCAACAAGAGUGGGCAAGAAACGACCAAGAGGAAUUGAAAGUAAUGAUAGAAAAAUUGACAGAAAAAGAGCAAAACGAAAAAAAGGACCAAAUGAAGAAAUAUGCCGAAAGAGCGGAGGAAAUGAAACGGUUUGUCAGGAAUAGAUUGAAUGUACCGUUAAAAAAGGAUCUUGAACACCUUGUUGACGAUGGUCCGUUUGCAUUGACCGUACAGAAAACCGUGCAAGGAGACAGCGAAGAAGAAAUGGACGCAAAGAUGCGACUGAAACGUGAAAACGAGCUAUUCGCGAGACACCAAGCGACCAUUAGGAAAGAACGGCAAAGGCAAAACGAAGAAAUGUCGAAAAUAGUCUCAAAGCAGAUGGACGAUAUCGAAGAAAUGAAGCGAUUAAUCGCCCAAAAAUCGGACAGAGCCCGUAGGGAACGCUUAGAAGAAAGUAAUAGAAUUUUAAGGGAACAGUUGGAAUCAAGAAAACAGUACCUUGACCGACAAAAAGAAGAAAAACGCAAAUCGUACGAGCAGUCGACGAGAGACAACGAAAAUUAUUUAAAAGACAAGAAACAACAAUGGGAAAAAGAAAUGAAAUUGAAAUGGCAGAUCAGAAAAGACUUGACCGAUCAAAUGGAAUUCAGAAAAACCAUAAUCGAAAAUCAACGAAAGGCCGAUUUGGAAAAUCACGAGAAGCGUUUGGUGGAAAUUAAAAAACAAGAAGAUUUACUUAAAACUCUUUUGGAUGAUUUGAAGUCGAAUAAUUAAUCAAUCUUUUUUUUAAAUUUAUCACAU
This is a messenger RNA of Adelges cooleyi (spruce gall adelgid), 1669 nucleotides long. Its product is annotated as calponin homology domain-containing protein DDB_G0272472-like. The coding region runs from base 230 to 1642 and encodes 470 amino acids. The transcript has 10 exons. NCBI's taxonomy places the organism in Eukaryota, Metazoa, Arthropoda, Insecta, Hemiptera, Adelgidae. The record is from RefSeq and is a predicted model, not a curated record.